AUGUCAAGAUAUAAAGCUUCUUCUUUCUGGGAAUCUGAAAGAGACAAAGAAAGAGAAAAGGAAAGAGGAAGAGAAAAAGACAGAAAUGAAGAAAGAGACAAAGAAAGAGAAAGGGAAAGAGAAAGGGAAAAAGAAAGAUAUACAGAGAGAGCGCGAACUGGAGGAAGAGAGAGAGAAAGAUAUAUGGAAAGAGAAAAAGAUAUCGAAAGAAAUAGAAAGAGAUAUAAAAAUAAUAGCGAUAUUGAUACUGACAACGAAAGAGAUAGAAAUAAUAAAAGAGAGUGGGAUAGAGGGAAAAUUCAAGAUAAUAGAAACUAUAACAAAGAUUGGGAGAGAAAUAUAGUGAAAAAUAUUGAGAGAGAAACUACUAGUUGGGGAAAAUCACAGAUAAAAAACGAAGCAGAAGAAAGCAGAUUAAUAAUUUGGCCACCUUCACCUGAAUAUUCAAGCAGGUUAAGAAUUUAUCUAUUAAGAAAAAUAAUAAUAAGAAAAGUCAUGUAA
Molecule: messenger RNA, 501 nt
Organism: Entrophospora sp. SA101
Lineage: Eukaryota; Fungi; Glomeromycota; Glomeromycetes; Entrophosporales; Entrophosporaceae
Source: the annotation of a GenBank genome assembly